Lacerta agilis (Sand lizard) is the source of this 9605-nucleotide messenger RNA. RefSeq names its product myosin VB (gene MYO5B). The record is from RefSeq and is a predicted model, not a curated record. Gene Ontology annotation, cellular component: actin cytoskeleton; cytoplasm; vesicle. The transcript is spliced from 40 exons. Gene Ontology annotation, biological process: vesicle transport along actin filament; actin filament organization. The coding region runs from base 11 to 5578 and encodes 1855 amino acids. NCBI's taxonomy places the organism in Eukaryota, Metazoa, Chordata, Lepidosauria, Squamata, Lacertidae. Gene Ontology annotation, molecular function: actin filament binding; ATP binding; microfilament motor activity.
GAGUGACAGCAUGCAUAAAAUCUUCAGGCGGCUGCGGAAAGGAGUCAAGAAGUAUACGAGAGUUUGGAUUCCUGACCCGGACGAAGUCUGGAAAUCAGCAGAAAUCAUCAAAGAUUACAAGGAGGGGGAUAAAACUCUGCAUUUGAAACUUGAAGAUGAAACGAUUCUGGAAUAUCCUAUUGAUGCUAAAGCCAACAAGCUCCCCUUCUUGCGAAAUCCAGAUAUUUUGGUCGGAGAAAACGACCUGACAGCUUUAAGUUACCUCCACGAACCUGCGGUCUUGCACAACUUAAAAGUCCGAUUCUUGGAAUCAAACCACAUCUAUACCUACUGUGGUAUUGUGCUCGUUGCCAUCAAUCCCUACGAACAGUUGCCAAUCUAUGGACAAGAUGUCAUCUAUGCAUACAGCGGCCAAAACAUGGGGGACAUGGAUCCUCACAUAUUUGCAGUUGCAGAAGAAGCAUAUAAACAAAUGGCCAGGGAUGAGAAGAACCAGUCCAUUAUUGUUAGCGGGGAGUCUGGUGCCGGCAAAACCGUCUCUGCAAAAUAUGCCAUGCGCUACUUCGCAUCUGUUGGAGGCUCCUCCAGUGAAACCAAUAUUGAAGAGAAAGUUCUGGCUUCCAGUCCUAUCAUGGAGGCGAUCGGCAAUGCGAAAACAACUCGAAAUGACAAUAGCAGUCGCUUUGGGAAAUACAUUCAGAUUGGCUUUGACAAAAGAUACCAUAUCAUCGGCGCCAACAUGAGGACAUACCUACUGGAGAAAUCGAGAGUUGUAUUCCAGGCAGAUGACGAGAGAAAUUAUCACAUCUUCUAUCAGCUAUGUGCCUCUGCCAGUCUUCCUGAAUUUAAAGAACUCUCCCUAAUGCCUGCCGAAAACUUUCUCUACACCUCUUUGGGAGGAGACACAUCCAUCGAAGGUGUGGAUGACGCAGACGACUUUGAGAAAACCAGGCAUGCCUUCACUCUGCUGGGAGUGAAGGAUUCCCAUCAGUUGGCCAUUUUUAAGAUACUUGCUGCUAUCCUGCACUUAGGAAAUGUGGACCUUCAGCCAGAACGUGAUGGAGAAUCCUCCAGUAUAUCAAAACAGGAUGAACACCUGCAUAAUUUUUGCAGAUUGCUGGGAGUAGAGGACAGCCAAAUGGAGCACUGGCUCUGCCAUCGGAAGCUGGUCACCACUUCGGAGACCUAUAUCAAGAACAUGUCUGUCCAGCAGGUCGUGAACGCCAGGAAUGCGCUGGCCAAGCACAUUUAUGCCCAGCUGUUCAACUGGAUUGUGCAGCACAUCAACAAGGCCCUGCACACCACGGUCAAGCAGCAUUCGUUCAUCGGGGUGCUGGACAUUUACGGGUUUGAAACUUUCGAAGUGAACAGCUUUGAACAAUUCUGCAUCAACUAUGCCAAUGAAAAGCUCCAGCAGCAGUUCAAUUCGCAUGUGUUUAAACUGGAGCAGGAGGAAUACAUGAAGGAGCAGAUCCCUUGGACACUUAUAGAUUUUUACGACAACCAGCCAUGCAUAGACCUUAUUGAAGCCAAGCUGGGUAUCUUGGACUUGCUGGAUGAAGAAUGCAAGGUCCCUAAGGGAACAGAUCAGAACUGGGCUCAGAAGCUGUACGAUCGCCACGGCAGCAGCCAGCACUUCCAGAAACCUCGCAUGUCAAACAUCUCCUUUAUAGUUGUGCACUUUGCAGAUAAGGUGGAGUACCAGUGUGAUGGAUUUCUGGAGAAAAACAGAGACACUGUACAUGAAGAACAGAUAAAUAUACUGAAGGCCAGCAAGUACCCGAUGGUAGCCGACUUGUUUCAUGAUGGGAAAGACCCCGCGCCAGGUGCUGCGUCUGGAAAAGGAGCUUCCUCGAAAAUCAAUAUCCGCUCUGCCCGUCCAACUGUGAAAGCAGCUAAUAAAGAGCACAAGAAAACAGUCGGGCAUCAGUUCCGUAACUCCUUACAUUUGCUUAUGGAGACCCUGAACGCCACCACUCCCCAUUAUGUACGCUGCAUCAAGCCAAAUGAUGAGAAGCUUCCUUUCAGCUUUGAUCCGAAGAGAGCAGUCCAGCAGCUGAGAGCCUGUGGUGUCCUGGAGACCAUCCGCAUCAGCGCAGCUGGCUACCCAUCCAGGUGGACCUACCAUGACUUCUUCAAUAGGUAUCGAAUUCUUAUGAAAAAGAAGGACACCUCAAAAAAGGAGGACAGGAAAGUCAUUUGCAAGAUGCUUCUGGAAAGCCUAAUUAAGGAUCCUGACAAGUUCCAGUUUGGGCGGACCAAGAUCUUUUUCCGGGCAGGCCAGGUGGCGUACCUGGAGAAACUACGGGCGGAUAAGUUCCGUGCCGCUACCAUCAUGAUACAGAAGACGGUGCGUGGCUGGCUGCAGAGAGCGAAAUAUCGGAAGAUGAAAAAGGCAGCACUUAACAUCCAGAGGUAUACCAGAGGACACCUGGCACGCAGACUGGCUGACCGUCUUAGGAAGACGAGAGCAGCCAUUGUUUUACAGAAACAAUAUCGGAUGUUGAGGAUCCGCCGGGCGUACCAAGCAAUCCACAGGGCUGCCAUCACAAUCCAAGCCUUCACCCGAGGAAUGUUUGUCAGAAGGACCUAUCGAAAGAUGCUCAUGGAGCACAAAGCCACCAUCAUCCAGAAGCAUGCCCGAGCCUGGCUAACUCGGAAGCAUUUUGUCAGGUUCAGAAGUGCAGCUGUAGUUCUCCAGUGCUACUUCAGGCGCAUGAAGGCCAAGCAAGAGCUGAAGGCCCUGAAGAUAGAGGCGAGGUCAGCAGAGCACUUGAAGAGGCUCAAUAUUGGCAUGGAGAACAAGGUGGUUCAGCUGCAGAGGAAGAUAGAUGAACAGAACAAAGAAUACAAGCUCCUGAAUGAACAGUUCUCCACAGCCGCCACUUCUCAUUCCACCGAGAUAGAGAAGCUGAAGAAGGAGCUGCAGCGAUAUCAGCGGAAGAAGGGAGACGCCAACCAGCUCGCAAGCUUGCAAGAAGAGAUUGACUCUCUCCGGUUGGCCCUGGAGAAGGCUCACGGGGAAAGAAAGAUAGUAGAAGACAGCUACGCAAAGGAGAAAGAUGUGCUCCGAAAGCGGAUAUCGGACUUGGAAGAGGAGAAUGCGCUGCUGAAGCAGGAAAAAGAGGAGCUGAACAACAAAAUUCUGUGUCAGUCAAAAGAUGAGUUUGCGCAAAAUGCUGUUGAGGAAAAUCUGCUGACGAAGAAGGAGCUGGAAGAGGAGAGAGUUCGCUAUCAGAAUCUUGUGCAGGAGUAUUCAAGGCUGGAGCAGAGAUAUGACAACUUGAGGGAUGAAAUGGCUAUCAUAAAGCAGACCCCAGGACACAGAAGAAAUCCAUCGAACCAAAGCAGCCUAGAAUCAGACUCCAAUUACCCGUCAAUUUCUACAUCUGAGGUUGGGGAUACUGAGGAUGCAAUCCAGCAAGUCGAGGAGGUUGGCAUGGAGAAGGCAGCCAUGGACAUGACCCUCUUCCUAAAGCUUCAGAAGAGAGUGCGGGAACUCGAACAGGAGAGGAAGAAGCUGCAAAGCCAACUGGAGAAGAGAGAAAAUGAAAGCAAAAAACCCCAGGUAAUUGAAAUGAAGAACGAAAUGGAUUUGGACCGCGAUACAGAUCUAGCGUACAACAGUCUGAAGAGGCAAGAGUUAGAAUCUGAGAACAAGAAACUGAAAAAUGACCUUAACGAGCUGAGGAAAGCUAUAGUGGAUCGGGUGGCCCAGAACAAUUCUUCCAACGAUGUCCACGACAGUUACAGCCUCCUCCUGAAUCAGCUCAAGUCUGCUAACGAAGAGCUGGAAGUGCGGAAGGAAGAAGUGCUUAUUCUAAGGACACAGAUUAUAAAGGCAGCCCAGCAAAAAGAUGCAGGCAGAAAUAUGGAGUCAAACAGCAACAUGCAAACAAGCUGGCCCAAUAGUGACAAGCAUGUGGAUCCAGAAGAUGCCAUAGAAGCCUAUCAUGGAGUGUGUCAGACAAACCGCAAGACUGAGGACUGGGGGUAUCUGAAUGAAGAUGGAGAACUCGGCUUGGCCUAUCAGGGUCUAAAGCAAGUUGCCAGGCUCCUUGAGGCUCAGCUCCAGGAUCAGAGGAGAGAACAUGAAGAGGAAGUAGAAACUCUGAAGGAGCAAAUGGGGACCUUGAGGGAAGAGAUGGAGAAACAGCAGGAGGUCUUCUUCCAGACACUGCAGCUGUCGCCAGAAGCCCAAGUGGAGUUCGGAAUCCAGCAAGAAAUCAUGCGCCUGACCAGCGAAAACCUGGAUCUCAAAGAGCUGCUAGAAAAACUAAAGAAGAAUGAAAGCAAGCUGAAAAAGCAACUCAAGAUUUACAUGAAGAAAGUCCAAGAUUAUGAAGCCGAUCAAGUUGUCGUACAGACUGAAAAGCGGCAGCAUGAACUCAACAGACAGGUCACUGUCCAAAGGAAGGAGAAAGAUUUCCAGGGAAUGCUGGAGUAUUGCAAAGAAGAUGAGCCGCUACUUGUGAAAAAUCUCAUUACAGAUCUGAAGCCCCAAAUGGUCUCUGCCACAGUGCCCUGUCUUCCUGCCUACAUCCUUUACAUGUGCAUCAGGCAUGCAGAUUAUAGUAACGAUGAUCAUAAAGUGCACUCCUUGCUUACCUCUACCAUCAAUGGCAUUAAAAAAGUAUUAAAGAAACAUCACGACGACUUUGAGAUGACGUCGUUUUGGCUGGCUAACACCUGCCGCCUUCUACAUUGCCUGAAGCAAUACAGUGGAGAUACGGGUUUUAUGACCCAGAAUACUGUGAAGCAGAAUGAACAUUGCCUGAAGAACUUCGACCUCACUGAGUAUCGCCAGAUCCUGAGUGAUCUUUCCAUUCAGAUCUACCAGCAGCUCAUUAAAAUUGCUGAAGGCGUCUUGCAGCCCAUGAUAGUGACGGCGGUGUUAGAAAACGAGAGCAUCCAGGGUCUGUCGGGCGUGAAGCCAAUGGGCUACCGCAAGCGGACCUCCAGCAUGGGGGACAGCGACAACUUCUACACCUUGGAGGCGAUCAUCCGCCAGCUGAACACGUUUCACAGCGUCAUGUACGACCAGGGCCUCGACCCCGAGAUCAUCCAACAGGCUGUGAAGCAGCUCUUCUACAUGAUCAAUGCGGUGGCCCUGAACAAUCUGCUGCUGAGGAAGGAUGUCUGCUCAUGGAGCACAGGCAUGCAAGUCAGGUUUAACAUCAGCCAGCUGGAGGAAUGGUUGCGAGGAAAGAAUCUACAACAGAGCGGGGCUGCCAAGACCAUGGAGCCUCUGAUCCAGGCAGCACAGCUCCUGCAGCUGAAGAAGAAGACCUCAGAAGAUGCGGAGGCAAUAUGUUCCUUAUGCACAGCCCUCACCACACAGCAGAUUGUAAAAAUACUCAAUCUCUACACUCCCGUGAAUGAAUUUGAAGAGCGUGUGACAGUAGCCUUCAUAAGAAACAUUCAGGCAAAUUUGCAAGAGAGGAAUGAACAUCCACAGCUACUGUUAGACUUCAAGUUCAUGUUCCCUGUACUGUUUCCAUUCAACCCUUCUUCUCUAACCAUGGACUCUAUCCACAUCCCCGCUUCUCUCGGCCUGGAAUUCCUCAACAGAGUUUGAAGAUACUAUAUUGACUCCCAGCCAAAUUUCCUAAGCAAAAAAGCAAAAGUGGAAUUUAAGGAUCUCUUCAAAUGUGGACCAAAUGAUGGUUAAUGAACCAAUACACUUUAGUGAAUCAGUGCUGAAUUGUAUAGCAUAAGAAACUAAUCUUGUAUUUUUGGUUGGAUGCUUUUUGGUUUGUAUGGAGGGAAUUUUGGGGGGAGGGGGAGGCAGAUUUUGCUGCUAAGAAUACUUGAAACAAGUGGGGGUUUGUACCACUUGAUACCAUGCUAAAAAUAUUGUUUCCCUGCUGCCAUUAAGGCACCAGCAUUGGUAAAUGGAAUAACUAUUUUCAUUUUCUUAGGUUGUGGUUUGAGAAAUUCUAUCGUGAAAUAAUAGAAAGAAGCCUUCAUGACCAUGCAUCGUAACGUCGUUCAUGGUUAUGGGGCUGGCCUGCACAUACUGAACUUAAAUUUCUGAAUUUCUGCUGCUGCCCUUCAUUUUUAAAAUGAUUGUUUCGGGAAAUAAAAGUUGCAGUAGGCCAAACCAAGAAUUAAUUAUGUAGUCCGAAAGGAAAUUUAACUGGUAGAGGGAACAAUGCUUUUUCCUUGCAUCUGGGGCACAAGAAGUUGGUUACAGUUGUUGUCCCAGCUCCAUCAAAGGCAACUUUGUGUGGACCAUAACCUAGAAGCGGUCAGUGGGGCAGUUCCAGCCUGCCUUCAGUAUAUUAAGUGGUCAUAAAUAUUUUGUCCAUGUGCCACACUGAGAAAGAGGAAGGUCACGGACCCAGAAACCUCUGCAGGAGUUCGGCCCUAUAAUUACAGCUCCACUGCAGACUGCUGCAGGUUACUCGGACCAAUCCAGAAUCUUUAUGCCUCUUUUAUCCUGUGAAUUAUGUAUGAGAACACAUUGCUUUUACUGUGAUUGAGAGAAAAGGUAGUCAGGGGUACAAGGUCCAAAAUACUUCACAAAAAGGUCAGUUCCUUGUUAUCAUAGUUGAGUAGUCUUUACAGUUACUAGUGGCAGUGCCAAUCUGCAGGACAGAUUCCCUGGCCAUGUUAGGAAUCAUUGUGAAGUCAAGAUACAGUCUGGCAGAGCUUCCAUAGGACAGACUGGGCAACCUGAAUGGAAGGUUUGCCUUCAACCAACUUUGUGAUUUGUUUCCAAGCCAGUUAUGGAGGGAGGUUGCUUCAUACCAUGGAAAAAGUUGUGUGAUACCAUAUCUGAUUGGGUAGCAAAGUGCUGGUUCGCAGGGAUGCCUUUUGGGAGAAAUAGAAUGUGAUAUUAGCACUGAUGACCUUGCAUCGUUACCAGCAAUUUGAAGCAAACCAGAAUGGGUAGGGAAAUUAUUUUAACUUCCUAACAUGGCACUAAUAUGCAAUAGCGUUAACACCACCACUUCACUAUCAGAGACUGGAUUGCCUAAUGAAACAUGGCUUAAGAAACUGGAUCUGCCCAAGCUCAGUGCAUUGACACACAGUACUUUUAAGUAAAUGGGCAAUGAAGCAGGAAUCCACUGUUAACCAUGACUUGCCAUUACACGCAAACCAGGAAAUUAUGGUUAAUGGUUUCCAAGCAACCCAGGAUCUGGAAGCCAAUGUUAAACCAUGGCUUUGUAUCCUGGCUUGUUUGAAAGACAUUCACCAUACUUUCUAGGUUUGCACAUUAUAGGAAGCCAUGGCUAACUGCAGCUUCCUGACGUAUUUCCCUGCCUGUGCAAAGGGAAGAGGGAAGUGGCUGCAUGCAUAUCCUCACUUGCCAGGAUGUGAAAAUGACCAGUGCAACAAAUAGAAACUGUUUCACCAAUAUGGUUUUUAAUCUUUGAGUUAAAUAAUGUUUAAAGUAAAUAGCUUUCUCAACUCUCUGUUGUUUCGACAUUAAGUACACCUGCAAUUCCUACCUAUUCAGUUGCUUUCAAAACUAUUAAGCUUUGCAAAAGUAACACUCAGCCUACUAUCAGAUAGCAUCAGAAAUGCAGAGCAACUUCCUGUGACUUGAAUUUAGGCAGCUAGCCAAUUCUAAGAGAGGGAUUUGCUGCUGGUGGAGGGUAAAGACUUUAAAAAUGUGACAGACGGGCCUUUUCAAAAAAAUUAACGGCAAUGUCUAAAUCAUUCUUACAUUCAGCCUUGCAUCUCUGGCAGUGGAUCUUUGAAGAUGGUGUUAGGCUUGUUAAAAGUACUCUCAUCAGACUAAUUUUAACUGCUGCAAAUUGAAUACCCAGCUUGUGAAAUAUUUCCCUUAUAAAAGAAUAGUUUUUACCAACGGACUGGUCCUAAGCAUUCUGAUCUGAUUCAGAAAAGAACUGGAAUACUUGCCCAUUUUUAGCAGGUGAUAAGUCCCAAGGGUCACUGCUCUCUUUUUAAAAAGUUCAGCAGUCUGCUGAUUCAGGCUACAUUGCUCAACACCUUGCAGUAUCGAGUCCUUGGAAGAGCAACAUGCAGAGAGGGAGAAACAAGUGAAGUCCUGCAGUCACAUUGUACACAAAAAUCAUCUCUCUCACUCAGCAUUUCUAAUGUGCCCUGCAACACUCCAGUGUAUUAACAUCACAGUUGAACAGAGGUUAUAAUCCAAAUGGAACUAGUCUGGGGACCGUGGUUUAAUAUAGCUUUUCAUAUUCCUAAUUCAUAAACCAGUAACUAUGGCAAGUAACGAUUUCUUCAUGCACUUGAGACAUUACUCCUUCAGCUGAAUUUGCUUCAGUUCUACAGUGCCUUGAGGAGCUGUUUUGUAGUUAUUUUGCCCCUGCCAAAGGUGCCCAGUUAGGUUUCAGCCAGUCUCAUGGCACCUGCUGUGGUGAAAUUACCCAAUAAUGCUCCAGUGAAGGGAAUCCUCCCCUGACACCCCCUCCAAUUGUUGCUCAUUCACAUAGAAAGUGCCAGUUCUCGUGGCAAACUUUGCCUCUUUCUCUUGUGACUUCCUGCAUGCAGCAAACCAAAGUUGGAGCAAAACAUCGCAUAGCCUGUCCCCAGCAGUUGCCAUGGCUGACCCCUUGUGCUUAGGCAUGCCAGCUUUGUGGGUUUGAAGCUUGAUAGAAUAAGGAAGCAUAAUCAGUAUGUUGCCUUCACUGAACAAAGCCAUUCUUCUCCUUGACCUUGGCAAACAACUUUCUUUAUACCACAACUGUCACUUUCCAGCAUGAUUGAAGAGAUUUCCUUUGAAGCUUUUUAAAAUAAUAAAUUCCAGGCACUUCUUUUUUUUUUCUUUAGCCAAUGCACAGUAAUGGUCAAUUAAAUUAUAAAAAAGCAAGAAUAGCAGCAUCCAAGCCACAGUCAGUACUGCAGCAGCCAGGUAAUUUUCUUUCUGCAUUAUGUUCUCUUCCCAGGAUCAAAUCUUCCAUCUCCCAUACAAUCAGCUUGAGGUUGGGGCACUCUGCCAGUUGUGAUGAACUAGAGCAUUUGCCCCCUUAAACGUCCGGGGGGGGGUGUAACCUGGGUGACUGCUCCUGAUUUCUCCAGUGCAAUGCAGAAAUUAGUGUUGUCCUGCACUCUAGACCAAGCAGAAAGUAUGUGUUCACAAAGUUUCUCUAGUUGCACCUGUUUCUGUGUAUCCAGUUGUGCAAUGUUUGAAAGUGUUCCAGCUGCAACUGAAUCACCAUUGCAUUGCUAACCAUAAUUCUAACCAGGUAUGCUAAGUGAAAGGGAGCUGCAGAACCCACUUUCACAGUGAUCCUAGAAAAUGUAUUUAUAAAAUGUGGCUAAUGUUCUUCCUGAGGAUAAUGGUAUUUCACUACAGCACUGCAAGGAGAAUUUAUUUAUAUUAUGUAUUAUAUCUGUGUAUAUUUUAAAAAAUCUAACUGUCAGUAUAGAAAGAGAUAUGAACUGAGUAAAUAACUGUAAUAUUUAAUUUAACUGCAAAAGAUUUUCUGAAGGAUCUCAUGUUAAAUAUAUUUGAUGUAUGUAAUUUUUAUGUUAUCUGUUUUUAAGAUAUCUUGGGACUUACUUUUUUAAAAAAGCCAAUUCACUGGUAUUGCCCUGCACAAACAUGCCUUCUCUCUCUUCCUCGUCAGCCAUUUAAAUGUCAUUUAAAACUCUUUAGCACAGUUCAAAAA